UGCGCAUUUCACCAGUAGACCGGGGAAAGACACACGCGCGACCCGGAAGGCCUCGCCGCAACACUCCAAAGCGGGUGUGAGGGGGGGCCGAUGGCGGAGGGAGCGGUGGAAGCCCCAGCAGAGAGUGGUGGCGGUGGCGAGCCAGGAGCCAUCGAGCCGGAACGGGGAGUAGCGUCCAUUAAACUUCAAUACCUAACCACCAAGGAGCACUUCCAUGAAUUCCUGGAAGCCAAAGGUCAGGAGAAGCCCAGACAGGAAACCGAGGCUGGAGACCCUGCUGGCAAUGACCUGGAUGAGCCUGAGGCCAAGCGGAUCCGGCUGGAGGAUGGGCAGACAGAGGACAGGCAGACAGAGGAGGCUGUUGAGCCUGGGGAGCAGCCACAGGCCCAGAAGAGGGCCCGGGGUCAGAACAAAUGCCGGCCCCAUGUGAAGCCCACCCACUAUGACAAGAACAAGCUCUGCCCCUCCCUGGUCCAGGAAUCCGCCGCUAAGUGUUUCUAUGGCGACCGCUGCCGCUUCCUGCACGACGUGGGCCGCUACCUGGAGACCAAGCCAGCUGACCUGGGCCCCCACUGUGUGCUCUUUGAGACCUUCGGCAGGUGCCCCUAUGGUGUGACCUGCCGCUUUGCCGGGGCCCAUCUGGGGCCCGAGGGCCAGAAUCUGGUGAAGGAGGGGUUGGUCCAGGCCCCGCCCAUCCGCAAUGGCCUGGACAAGGUCCUUCAGCAGCAACUGCGAAAGCGCAAGAUCCACUUCAAGCGUGCAGAGCAGGCCCUGCGCCAGCUGAGCAAGGGCCAGCUGCCAGGCCCCGCUCCCAAAGCCACUGUCCCCGAGGUCAUGGAGGCUGAGGGUGCCCCAGGGCAGGACAACUGUGACGCCCAGCAGGCCCCCCAGGGGCCGGGCACCGUUCCCCCUCCCAGGGGCCCUUUAAGGACCUGCGGGCCCCUGACAGAUGAGGAUGUAGUCAGGUUGCAGCCCUGUGAGAAGAAGCGGCUGGACAUCAGUGGCAAACUGUACCUUGCUCCCCUCACCACGUGCGGGAACCUGCCCUUCCGGCGGGUCUGUAAGCGCUUUGGGGCAGAUGUGACGUGCGGGGAGAUGGCUGUGUGCAUCAACCUGCUGCAGGGCCAGACGUCUGAGUGGGCCCUGCUCAAACGCCACCCCUGCGAGGAUGUCUUCGGUGUCCAGCUUGAGGGCGCCUUUCCCGACACCAUGACCAAGUGUGCCGAGCUGCUGAACCGCACCAUCGAGGUGGAUUUCGUGGACAUCAACGUCGGCUGCCCCAUCGACCUCGUGUACAAGAAGGGCGGGGGCUGCGCCCUCAUGAACCGCUCAACCAAGUUCCAGCAGAUCGUCCGUGGCAUGAACCAGGUGCUGGACGUGCCACUGACUGUGAAGCUCCGCACGGGUAUCCACGAGCGCACGAAUCUGGCCCACCGGCUGCUGCCCGAGCUGCGGGACUGGGGGGCUGCGCUGGUCACGCUCCACGGCCGCUCGCGGGAGCAGCGCUACACCAAGUUGGCCGACUGGCGGUACAUCGAGCAGUGCGUGACAGCAGCCAGCCCCAUGCCCCUUUUCGGAAAUGGGGACAUCUUGUCGUACGAGGACGCCAACCGCGCCAUGCAGACUGGCGUCGCUGGGAUCAUGAUCGCCCGCGGCGCCCUGCUCAAGCCGUGGCUGUUCACGGAGAUCAAGGAGCAGCGGCAUUGGGACAUCUCGUCGUCUGAGCGCCUGGACAUCCUGCGGGACUUCGCACACUACGGCCUGGAGCACUGGGGCUCAGACACGCAGGGCGUGGAGAAGACACGCCGCUUCCUCCUUGAGUGGCUCUCCUUCCUGUGCAGGUACGUGCCCGUGGGCCUGCUGGAGCGGCUCCCGCAGAGGAUCAAUGAGCGGCCGCCCUACUACCUGGGCCGCGACUACCUGGAGACGCUCAUGGCCAGCCAGAAGGCAGCCGACUGGAUCCGCAUCAGUGAGAUGCUGCUGGGACCCGUGCCACCCAAUUUCGUCUUCCUGCCCAAGCACAAGGCCAACGCCUACAAGUAGCUGCAGGGGCGGGCGGGGGUGUCUGAGCGCCCAGCGGGCUCCCCAAGGAAUGAGAAGGCAAUAAAUUUUAUUCUUUUAAAACCCA
Orcinus orca (killer whale) is the source of this 2128-nucleotide messenger RNA. RefSeq names its product dihydrouridine synthase 3 like (gene DUS3L). Gene Ontology annotation, molecular function: metal ion binding; flavin adenine dinucleotide binding; tRNA dihydrouridine synthase activity. The record is from RefSeq and is a predicted model, not a curated record. Gene Ontology annotation, biological process: tRNA processing. NCBI's taxonomy places the organism in Eukaryota, Metazoa, Chordata, Mammalia, Artiodactyla, Delphinidae. The transcript is spliced from 13 exons. Bases 91 to 2043 code for a protein of 650 amino acids.